AUGGCGUCAAACGACCCUGAGCUGGUCUUCGUUCAUACUGUUGCAUUACCACCGACUUCACGCUCGCUCUCACCACUGUCCGAGCUGGAAGGAGAUAUACCUGUGCCGCCACCCGAACCCCUUGCUUCUGGUUCUGAAUCUCGUCCAACAACUUCUCCCUACGCGCUGCGCACUCGUCGUAUUGCUAACGACGAAGAGGUUUUGCCGGCAGUCUCUCAACCCAAACUGCAUGAAUUUCGCGGCACUGUUGACACUGUGAAUUGCGAAUGGAACGACUGUGGCAUUGUAUUCGGACAUCUCCCAACAUUCAUUGACCAUAUCCAAAACAGUAAACUCAUAUUGGCUCCAACAAAUCGUCUUAUACUUGCGAAUGGGCGAGCUCUCAUGUGCGGUCUCAUACCGGAGAAAGGCCAUACGUUUGCUCCCAUGCAGAAUGCGACAAGGCAUUUGCACGCUCUGACGCUCUUGCAAAGCCACAUGCGGCAGCAACACGGAGUCGCAGCGUCCCUCCCAGGCCGUUCCAAUAAACGCAAGCGUGCAAUGGAAGAGCUCGAAAUGCAACCUGUCCAACCUACCUCCGAACCAGCCACAACUACCGCAUCUCAAGUCACAAAAAAACCACGUCGAGGUGGGAUGCGGAAACCCAAGGGACCAGUACUUGCCCCACCACCACCUCCACCAGCUCCGGUCAAACUUAUUAUCCCACCGCCAAGACAACCUCACGAAUGGGAUUAUGAGUCUGAACCUGAACGUCCGUAUUCACCUAAGUCUCCCACCACGCCCCCUCGUCUAGAAGAAGACAACGAAGAUGAUGACUUGAGAUUUUCUAUCGAAAACCUUCCACCACACAUUAGAGCCCGUGUUGACCCUGUCGAUGGUCAAAUUGAUGGGCAGUACUCUGCUCCCAAAGUCAUGUAUCUGAUUCUCAAAGCCAAACAUCGAUAUGCGCUACAACACCAAGAACAACUUAAAUCCGAACUCAAUUCGAUACGAGACGAGCUCAGGUAUUAUAAAAGCGAGAAGGAGAUAGCACUUAACAACUUGAUGCGUGGAUACAUCGGUCCGAGAUCUGAAAUCCUCAUUGAGCCCAUCUAUAUCCCGGAACCAGUUCAAAGACCCCCUUCCCCACCACCGAAAGAAACUAAUGACAUCACGGAAGCCAUCCCUACAGUUGCGGCGCCACCACUCGACCCGCAAACAAAUAAACCUUAUCGAAUCAGACUAAUACCACCAAAGGCUCAAUAG
Messenger RNA from Mycena indigotica, 1245 nucleotides. RefSeq names its product C2H2-type domain-containing protein. Lineage: Eukaryota; Fungi; Basidiomycota; Agaricomycetes; Agaricales; Mycenaceae. The coding region runs from base 1 to 1245 and encodes 414 amino acids. The record is from RefSeq and is a predicted model, not a curated record. The transcript has 5 exons.